Messenger RNA from Oxyura jamaicensis (ruddy duck), 5272 nucleotides. It is a transcript of the gene CMTR1, whose product is annotated as cap methyltransferase 1. NCBI's taxonomy places the organism in Eukaryota, Metazoa, Chordata, Aves, Anseriformes, Anatidae. Gene Ontology annotation, biological process: 7-methylguanosine mRNA capping. The transcript is spliced from 24 exons. The coding region runs from base 123 to 2618 and encodes 831 amino acids. The record is from RefSeq and is a predicted model, not a curated record. Gene Ontology annotation, cellular component: cytoplasm; nucleus. Gene Ontology annotation, molecular function: protein binding; methyltransferase cap1 activity; nucleic acid binding.
GGCGGGGCCGGGGCUUGGGUCGGGGCCGGGGCCCCCCGGCUGCACGGAGGAGGAGGAGCGAGGCUUCGCGGCCCGCUGUCCCGCCGGGGCUGGGUGUGCGGCCGUUCGGGUUCGGCGGCACGAUGAAGAGGAGGAGCGAGCCCGACUUCGGCAGCCCGCAGAAGAAGCAGCAGAAGAAGGUGGAAGACCUGGGGCUGACCCUCAGCUCCACGUCCGACGACGAGGCGCAGUUCAGCAACCAUACCACGCAAGAGUCUUCCAGUAGCAGCAGUGGGUCUGAGAGUGAGAGCGAUGAAAAAAGACCAGUCUUCAGCAAUGAGUUCAAACAAGACUCUCUCGUGGAGGGUACUUCGUCCCGCUACUCGAUGUAUAACAGUGUCUCCCAAAAGCUCAUGGCCAAGAUGGGCUUUCGGGAAGGAGAAGGUCUGGGAAAAUACGGCCAAGGCAGGAAGGAUAUUGUUGAGGCCUCCAAUCAGAAGGGACGGAGAGGCUUUGGGCUGACCCUCAAAGGAUUUGAUGGGGAGCUGAAUAUUGAUUGGCAGGAUGAGCCAGAGCCUAGUGCCUACGAGGAGGUGGACUGGUGCCUUGAGUGUACCACGGAAAUCCCUGAUGCCCAGGAGCUGAAGGAGUGGAUGACUGUGGGGAAGAGGAAGAUGGUGAUUGAAGAUGAAACAGAAUUCUGUAAUGAAGAGCUUUUACGUAAUGUCCUGCGGUGCAAGAGUGUGUUUGAUGAGCUGGAUGGAGAAGAAAUGCGUAGAGCCCGAACAAGAUCCAACCCCUAUGAGAUGAUCCGUGGAGUCUUCUUUCUGAACAGAGCUGCAAUGAAGAUGGCAAACAUGGACCAUGUCUUUGACUACAUGUUUACAAACCCGAAGGACUUCCAUGGGAGGCCCUUGAUAAAGGAGCGAGAUGCAGAGCUGCUCUACUUUGCUGAUGUGUGUGCUGGUCCUGGGGGCUUCUCCGAGUACGUCUUGUGGAGGCGGAAGUGGCACGCGAAAGGAUUUGGCAUGACCUUGAAAGGACCAAAUGACUUUAAACUAGAGGACUUCUAUUCUGCUUCUAGUGAGCUCUUCGAACCUUACUACGGAGAAGGAGGGAUUGAUGGAGACGGAGACAUUACUCGCCCGGAGAACAUCACUGCUUUUCGGAAUUUUGUUUUGGACAAUACUGAUCACAAGGGAGUGCAUUUCUUAAUGGCUGAUGGGGGCUUCUCUGUGGAGGGUCAAGAGAAUCUGCAAGAAAUCCUAAGCAAACAGCUGAUGCUUUGUCAGUUUCUUACAGCACUGUCCAUCGUCCGGACAGGAGGACAUUUUGUCUGCAAAACCUUUGACCUGUUUACUCCAUUCAGUGUGGGGCUUGUUUAUCUGCUGUAUUGCUGCUUUGAGCGAGUGUGCAUCUUUAAACCUGUGACAAGCCGUCCUGCUAACUCGGAGAGGUACGUGAUAUGCAAAGGAUUAAAGCUAGGGACUGAGGACGUGCGUGACUACCUCUUCAUGGUGAACAUCAGACUCAACCAGCUGCGCAACUCCGAUGUGGAUGUGAAUCUAGUUGUCCCACUGAACGUGAUCAAAGGGGACCAGGAUUUCUAUGAUUACAUUGUCCAGUCCAAUGAAAACCACUGCAAAGUUCAGAUAAAGGCGUUAGCUAAAAUUCGUGCCUUUGUUCAAGACACGACGCUGAUCGAGCCACGGCAGGCUGAAAUCCGAAAGGAGUGUCUCCAGCUAUGGGGGAUUCCUGAUCAGGCCCGUGUUGCUCCCUCAUCUUCAGAUCCCAAGUCCAAGUUCUUUGAGCUGAUCCAGGGCACGGACAUUGAUACCUUCAGUUACAAACCCACUCCUCUGAAUUCCAGUACACUGGAAAAAAUCCGCCAAGUGUUAGAUUACCGGUGUAUGGUGGCUGGAAGUGAGCAGAAGUUCCUCUUGGGGCUAGGGAAAUCACAGAUCUACACAUGGGAUGGUCGCCAGUCAGACCGCUGGACAAAACUGGAUUUGAAAACUGAGCUGCCACGAGAUACCCUUCUCUCUGUGGAGAUUGUUCAUGAGCUGAAAGGGGAGGGGAAAGCGCAGCGAAAAAUCAGCGCUAUCCACAUCCUUGAUGUCUUGGUGCUGAAUGGCAAUGAUGUCCGAAACCAGCAUUUCAACCAGAGGAUUCAACUGGCGGAAAAGUUUGUCAAAGCUGUUUCCAAACCUAGCCGGCCAGAUAUGAACCCGAUCCGAGUGAAAGAAGUGUAUAGAUUGGAGGAGAUGGAGAAGAUUUUUGUGAGGUUAGAGAUGAAAGUCAUCAAGAGCUCAGGGGGAAUACCCCGGCUAUCCUACACAGGCAGGGAUGACCGGCACUUUGUACCCACAGGACUCUACAUCGUGCGGACUGUGAAUGAUCCCUGGACAAUGGCAUACAGCAAAAACUCUAAGAGGAAAUUCUUCUUCAACAAGAUGACCAAGCAAGCAACAUACGACCUCCCUUCUGAAUCCAUCGCACCCUUUCAUGUCUGCCAUUACAGCCGCCUCUUCUGGGAGUGGGGGGAAGGUGUCAAAGUGCACGACUCUCAGAAAAGGCAAGAUCCAGAGAAGCUAUCAAAGGAAGAUGUCCUGUCUUUCAUCCAAGCACACUACCCCUAACCCCCUGCCCUCUUGGGGGGUGCCGGGUGGGGCUGAGCCCAGCUUGGAUUCUUCAGGGACUGACAAGACUGGAGAGACUCCACAGCUGUCCUGGCCUUCUCCAGAGCUGAUUCCCUGGAGGUGAUGUAACCAGGAGGCGAUACGCAGAAGGCUCAGGACAAGGCUCUACCUUGGCAGUGUAUAUAAGAGUAGGACCCAGGUAGCGUGCCUUCUGCUCGAGCACCUAUGGUGACUCCUGGAGUCGAGGCCUAAUGCCCUUUUGUCCUGACCUACUGCGUGCAUGAGGCCAAGGGGCUGGCAGCUUUCUUUGCUCCUGUGCAAAUAUUCAGCCAGGUUUGUGGAGCUCUGCGUUUCAGGGCUCUCCAGGCUUGUGCUUCCCUGGCAGUGGGAAGGAGCAGAGGAAGGUGGCAGGGCUGGGCAACAGCGUGCUGAAGCAGUCCUGCCUUGUUCCUGGCAGCUGCCCAUCUCCUUGGCCUUGUGAAGGGCCUUCGCUACCCCGUGGAGGGUAUUAAUUCAUUGGGGAAUGCUAGCUUUGGGGUGCAAGUAUGGAUUCUUGUUGGUAUCUCCAACGUUUCUGCUAUUGAGGCACUUGGCUGGCCAUCGGCAAUUCCGACGUGAUGGUGUCCCACUGGACAGGAGCCAACACAGGUGAUGACUGGACUUCCUGGCACCGACUUGAUGUUUCAGUGCCAGAGGUUUCUCAGACCUCUACGAGCUGCUGUGAUAAGGAUUUCCCCUUUCUAGGUCAGUGACUGAUCCUGAGCCAGCAGUCUGGGGUUAAUUUGUGUCUGCCUCAUGGUAUGUCAGAGACCAAGGUGCUUUGGUUCUUGGUACCCAACAAUACUACCCAAAUCUUCAGGAAGGAAAGCAGAUGUGGGAGGGAAGACGAGGGAAGUUUACGAUGCUGGGGGUCUUUAGAGGAAAUGAUGGGAACAUCAGACUUUGAUAGUCUUUGUUAGAAGACCCAGGGCUUCAGCAAAGAGAGAUCUUGAUUUGACCAUGUUGGUUAAUAGGAAGAAAUUCUGUCCCCCAACUGUUCCCCUGGAAAGGGUAUCAGAGUUCCCUUUCUAAACGUCAGAGUGGGCUUUGACACCCUCCAAGUCUCAUCUUGCCCUGGCGCUACACCUGGGGUGAAGGCACAGAGCUGUGACACUCUCAGCAUGAAAUUUGUGUGUCAGCAGACUUCUCAACGUGUUUUUAUGCUGGGCUCAAAGUUGUCUUCUGUUGCAUGAUUUACCUUCAGUUCUGGCUUCCAUGGGGCUUUUGCCAGGUCUUCCACUUAAAUCAGAAGGUAACUCGCAGUUGACUGCUUUUAGCUAAGCAGUUACCCCCUUUUUUGUUUGCUUUUAAACACAGAAUGGCAGUAGGGAGGAAACUGAUUUAUGGGUUGUCUGAACUGUGCCUUAAAGAAAGCUGUAGUUCUUGGAACUAUAGCAGUUGCUUAGAUUCUUAUUUUUUCCCCCCAAAGUUGUAUGUAGGAUUUGAAAAAGAUCUAUGUAGUAAGACAUGGAAGUUCUCACUUGCAGGCAUAUAGGUGCAUGGGUACCUUGCACCCCUCCUGAAGAGGCCAUAACAAGGGUGGCAUGUUGCAGAAGUCUCAUUUUCAUCCACCUUUUAAGGUCCAGCAUCAUGUAUAGGUUUUGUCCUCCUCAGCAUGCAGCGAAUGCCACCCUACACAUAGGCCAUGCUCUCUGAGCUUGGAGCACUUCGGUGUCUUCACAAGCACGUAAUUUCCAUAUGCCCAUGUUUUAUUUCUCUGCAGUUUGGUAUAAAUGAACUUAACAGCUCCAUCUCCUUGCACCAGCCAAACAUAGGUGCAGGCUUGGUCACUGGAGAACCACACCCCUCGGCUACUGGCAACAGUUGAGGGGCUGCAGGUUGUCAAAAGGGCCUGUGGAUGACCUGCAGCUGCCCUCUAUUUUCAAGCAGAGGCAAAAUAUAAAUGAGAGAAAGGGUAGGCUUCCCCCCACAAAGAACAAGAGCUCUGUCACCGGCAGCUUGUUCUGGCAAAGGCACUUCCACGAGGGAUGAGGAACCUUCCCUGGGGGCAGAAAAGCACCUCCAACUGUGUGGUUUCCAGACCUGUGUGCAGUUGGCUUUUUAAAUCAGUAAUUUGAGGUCUGGCAUUACUGCAGCCAGCCUUGAGGCUGUUCUAAUGCCAGCAAAGCGUGCUGCUCCCUCCGCCAGGCUCCUGUGCUAAGUGUUACGUACUCCACUCAGGGCUCUGGUCUCCCCUGGGGGCUGGCAGGCAGAGGGGUGACCAGGAAGUAUGCUGUGGAGCUUGUAGGCCUUUGAGGGAGCAAAGAAAAUCCCCGUAGCUGCAGGCUAGCUUUUAUGAACAGAUGGUACUUCCUCUUUGCCCUGUUGCCUCCAGUUCCUCCCAGUUUUAAUUUGCUUUUAUUAUUUUUGAUGCACUGAACCAUGAUUCUGAAUCCCCCUUCAAGAAGGCAGGCAUGAGGCACUGUGCUGCUUGCUUCCUUGAUGCAGGGUGAACAUGGAGGAAUUCUGUUGGGAAGGGGGGUGAGGAAGGUCUUGCUGAAGGGAAUGUUUAUGUACAUUAAUUGCACAAUGUAUUGUUAUUAGGCUGUGUAUCAUUUUGUGUUGAUUUCUCUGCUUUCAUUGUCUAUUACCAAUACAGCCCCUUUAGUUCACAA